UAUAAAUUGAUUCCAGUUGCACUGUUAAACAUUGAUCAAGAUGUCUACCUACGUACUCGUUCUCAGCUGUCUAUUGGCUUUGGCCAGUGCAGGACCCUUAGCGACUCCCAAAGAGCCGAUAUGGAGUGCCUCCAUCGAUCUCAACGCUCCGCGACAGGCUCAAACUCGUGUAGUGGGUGGUGCAAACGCCAGAGUCGGACAGUUUCCUCACCAAGUGUCUCUUCAGUUCGGACCCAAUCCUUAUCAGUUGAGUCACUUUUGCGGUGGCACGAUCCUCAGUGAACGAGUAGUUUUGACUGCUGGUCAUUGCGUUGCCGCUCUACCACCUCAAGGCGGUGUUUUCGUCGUUAAAGCUGGCAAGAAUAAUGUGCUCGCCCAUGAGUCCAAUGAGCAGACCGUCAGAGUCAAGCUUAUGGUCACUCACGAGCUUUACCAAGGUGGUGUGGCUCCGUACGACAUUUCCCUGCUGUUUUUGGAAUCGCCACUCCAAUUCAACAACUGCGUCGCUCCCAUUGCUCUGCCAAAAGCAGGAGUCGAGCCAUCUGGCGAAGUCGAACUUUCGGGUUGGGGCUCAACCUCGAGGACGCAACAGACGAUCCUACCCGCUAUUCUCCAGUACGUCAAGCUUCCAGUGCUCGACAUCCAAACUUGCGCUAGGGCCAUAAACGCAAUGUCCAGAGGUGCUCGAUCGCCGCUACACACGACCAACGUUUGCACUGGCCCACUUGGCGGUGGUGCUGGCGCCUGCAGAGGAGAUUCCGGCGGCCCCUUAAUAUCGAGACAAAACGGACACGCCGAAGUCGUCGGCGUCGUUUCCUGGGGAUUCGUGCCUUGCGGAGGCUACGGUGCACCGUCGGUAUUCGUGAAAGUUGCCGACUUCGUUGAUUGGAUCAAUGAGAACAUCGCUAAAUACGCUAAUUACGUAUAAAAAUCGACGUGUAGUGUACAUUCCAUUCGCGCAUCAAUGUUUAAAUAAUUUCACCUCAUUCAUCGGCACGUAAACGUUA
Trichogramma pretiosum is the source of this 1007-nucleotide messenger RNA. Its product is annotated as trypsin-1-like. The transcript is spliced from 4 exons. The coding region runs from base 41 to 928 and encodes 295 amino acids. The record is from RefSeq and is a predicted model, not a curated record. Gene Ontology annotation, molecular function: serine-type endopeptidase activity. Gene Ontology annotation, biological process: proteolysis. Lineage: Eukaryota; Metazoa; Arthropoda; Insecta; Hymenoptera; Trichogrammatidae.